AUGCUGUUGACUUCAUCGUGGAAGCCGUCAGCUGCAGCUGCAGAUGAUGUCAGCGACCUGGACUACCUGCUGAAGAUCCUGCACUGGUCGGGUACGAUGCGCCACCCGCACGCUGGUCCCUGGGCCAGCCGCGCCCACUACCUGAUCAACGCGUUCUCGACGGUGGCGCUGCUGCUGUUCAUUUGCUCGCAGGCUGUCCUCCUUUGGCGGGACGGAGCGGCAGACCUCGAGCGGUUCACCCUGUCACUGAGCGUCCUGGACACGACGAGCGUCUUUAUGAUCCGCCUCAGGCACAUAGCAGCACUGGAGGCAGAUUUCCACAGGCUUGCCAUGCAGGAGCGCCGCGACUUCGGCGAGUUCCUCAGCGCCGACGACCUGCGGCUGGUUCACCUGAGGAGCCGCUCCAUACGGCGGGUCGUUUCGGUCUACCUGUUGUCGGGCGUCUUCACUUCCAUCGUGUACGCCGCUACACCCAUCAGCGCUGAGGGGCUGCCGUUUAUCCUGGCGCUGCCGUACGAUGCGACGCGGCCGCUCGCCUUCGCUGCCACGUGGCUCUACAGCGCCUACAUUGUCUUCAGCGUGGACAUCGGGACCAUGGCUGCCGACUCCUUCAACAUCACCCUGAUGGUCCAGCUGCGCAACCAACUCGAUUUGCUGAGCAGAAACCUUCGCAGCCUAAACGACAGUGUCUCACCCACGAAACCGACUUCGUUCCAAACACACUCUAUCAAAAAUAUACGUAGCUCAGAAGAUUUAAGCCACGACAUCCAUUAUCGGUUGCGAAAGAGCGUCCUUCAUCAUCAAGCAAUCAUAAGGAACGUUGAGCUGCUGGAGCAAUGUUUAGGCAGGAUGUUACUGGGGCAAAGCCUCUCCAUUGGGGUGUGCUUCUGCUUUCAGCUGUUCCAGACUGCCAAGAGGUCUAAUGGCGUUCAAGAAGUUGGUAAGACCAGCAGCUAUCUGGUCAUCGUACUCUCACUGCUGUUCGUGUACUGCUGGUAUGGGGACGAUCUCAUUUCUGAGAGCGAAAAAGUGGCGCUCUCGGCAUACGACGCGGUGACUUCACUGCAGGAAUGCCCCACGUCCACCAAACGGUCGCUGUUGCUUCUGAUGCUCAGAGCUCAACGGCCGCUACGAAUCACUGCUGGUGGCUUCUUCUCUCUCUCCCGAGAGUCCUUCGUGUCAGUUUUGAAUGUGUCGUAUUCAUUCUUCACUAUUCUUCGUAAUUUCAAUGAUGAAUAG
Messenger RNA from Schistocerca gregaria, 1239 nucleotides. RefSeq names its product odorant receptor Or2-like. NCBI's taxonomy places the organism in Eukaryota, Metazoa, Arthropoda, Insecta, Orthoptera, Acrididae. The coding region runs from base 1 to 1239 and encodes 412 amino acids. Gene Ontology annotation, cellular component: plasma membrane. Gene Ontology annotation, biological process: detection of chemical stimulus involved in sensory perception of smell; sensory perception of smell. Gene Ontology annotation, molecular function: odorant binding; olfactory receptor activity. The record is from RefSeq and is a predicted model, not a curated record. The transcript is spliced from 6 exons.